UGGAGGAGGAGGAGGAGGAGGAGGCGGCGGCGAGAAGAUGGCGACUUCGAACAAUCCGCGGAAAUUUAGCGAAAAAAUCGCACUGCACAACCAGAAGCAGGCGGAGGAGACGGCGGCCUUCGAGGAGGUCAUGAAGGACCUGAGCCUGACGCGGGCCGCGCGGCUUCAACUGCAGAAGUCCCAGUACCUGCAGCUGGGCCCCAGCCGCGGCCAGUACUAUGGCGGAUCCCUGCCCAACGUGAACCAGAUUGGAAGUGGCAGCAUGGAUUUCUCCUUCCAGACACCGUUUCAGUCCUCAGGCCUGGACACCAGUCGGACCACACGACACCAUGGGCUUGUGGACAGAGUGUGUCGUGAGCGCGGCAGACUCGGCUCCCCGCACCGCCGGCCCCUCUCAGUUGACAAGCAUGGGCGACAGGCUGACAGCUGCCCCUAUGGCACCGUGUACCUCUCGCCUCCUGCAGAUACCAGCUGGAGGAGGACCAACUCUGACUCCGCCCUGCACCAGAGCACAAUGGCACCCACCCAGGUAGAGUCCUUCACAGGCGGGUCCCAGGACGCACAGCAGAAAAGAGUCUUACUACUCACUGUCCCAGGCAUGGAGGAGACCCGGUCUGAGGCGGACAAGACACUUUCUAAGCAGUCGUGGGACUCAAAGAAGACGGGUUCCAGGCCCAAGUCCUGCGAGGUUCCUGGGAUCAACAUCUUCCCAUCUGCAGAGCAGGAGAGCACAGCAUCCCUGAUCCCCGCUACCCACAACACAGGGGGCUCCCUCCCUGACCUCACCAACACCCAUUUUCCCUCCCCACUCCCGACGCCGCUGGAUCCCGAGGAGCCCCCGUUCCCUGCUCUCACCAGCUCUAGCAGCACCGGCAGCCUUGCACAUCUGGGCCUCAGCAGCACUGGUCAGGGUGUGAGCACCCCCAGCUCUUCUCCACAGCACCGGCCAGCAGUCAUCAGCCCGCUGUCCCUGAGCACAGAGGCCAGGCGGCAGCAGGCUCAGCAGGUGUCACCCACCCUGUCCCCGCUGUCACCCAUCACUCAGGCCGUGGCCAUGGACACCUUGUCCCUGGAACAACAGCUGCCCUACGCUUUCUUCACCCAGGCUGGUUCUCAGCAGCCUCCCCCACAGCCCCAGCCUCCACCUCCUCCUCCGCCCGUGUCGCAGCAGCCACCACCCCCACAGGUGUCCGUGGGCCUCCCCCAGGGUGGCCCACUGCUGCCCAGUGCCAGCCUGACAAGAGGGCCCCAGCUGCCACCACUCUCAGUCACUGUCCCGUCCACUCUCCCCCAGUCUCCUGCAGAGAACCCCGGCCAGUCACCUAUGGGGAUCGACGCCACCUCGGCCCCGUCUCUGCAGUACCGCACGAGCGCAGGCUCACCCGCCAACCAGUCUCCCACCUCUCCAGUCUCCAAUCAAGGCUUCUCCCCUGGAAGUUCCCCGCAACACACAUCCACCCUGGGCAGCGUGUUUGGGGACGCGUACUAUGAACAGCAGAUGACAGCCAGGCAGGCCAAUGCUCUGUCCCGCCAGCUGGAGCAGUUCAACAUGCUGGAGAAUGCCAUCAGCCCCAGCAGCCUGUACAGCCCGGGCUCCACACUCAACUAUGCCCAGGCCGCCAUGAUGGGUCUGAGCGGGAGCCAUGGAGGCCUGCAGGACCCACAGCAGCUCAGCUACACGGGCCACGGCGGGAUCCCCGACAUUAUCCUCACGGUGACAGGAGAGUCCCCCCCCAGCCUCUCUAAGGACCUGAGCAGCACACUGGCAGGGGUCAGUGAUGUUGGCUUUGACUCAGACCAUCAGUUCCCACUGGACGAACUGAAGAUCGACCCUCUGACCCUGGACGGACUUCAUAUGUUGAAUGACCCCGACAUGGUCCUAGCCGACCCGGCCACCGAGGACACCUUCCGAAUGGACCGCCUGUGAGUGGCCGUGCUUGCCACCCACCGCUGGUCAGUCCCCGACGGCGCCGCUCCAAACCUGGGGAUGGCGAUGUUCCGUCCUCCUUUGCCAACGGCCAAGCUUGUGGUUCUGAGCUUGCAAUGCUGCCCAGCACCCCCUGCCAGCCGCUAUCCUGGUUGUUCACCUCCCUGAUGCCAGGCCAGCUAUCUGUCCAUCUAUUCAUCCAGCUCCAGCCAGGCUGACCACAGGGACUGUGAGUGCCUGGCCCCCAUGGACUUUCCCCACGCUCGCUCCUGGCCCCUCGUCAGGGAUGAUGGGGCCCUCAUCAGUGGUCCACUUCCAAGAUACCCAAAGUGUCACUCACUCCUAGAUGUGCUGCACAGGGGGCUGGGGCCUGAGCGUGGGAGUGCCCCAGAGGCUAAGGUGCACCGUCCAUUCAACUGUUCUCAGCUGUCACUGCCUCUCUUCAUCCCUGCCCCUCCUCUGCCAUCACCCCCAGUCCUGGUCAGGUCACGCAUGCCCACCAUGCCCAGGGCGAAGACAGCAGAGCAAAGGGACAGACCCGGAGCAGAAUAAACACUAUUGGAUGGCGGCCUUUCAUAUUCCUGAGCACUCUUGGAGCCUGACAGUCGACCUGUGGUCAAACGUGGCGUGGUCAGAGCCCACUGAAGCAGCCAGUGUCCCCCGUCCACCCUCUUUCAAGGACCCUUAGCCUACUGCCAGACAAUGCCCAGCAUCGCAAUACAGGGCAGAUGGAGAGUCAUGGGCCGCCUGCCCAUUUUCAUCCUUCCUUCCCAGUCCUGUGAUUGGUCCUUACUGCUGCUUAGGAACUGGGGCUCAGGCGGCAGCAACCCUGUGGGUUUUGCUUUUCCUUGAGUUUGUAUUAACGUUUGGUGGCUGACCCUCCAGCCUCUCUGGCAUGGAAGCACGUGUUAGCCCCAGUCCCACCUUGACCUUUUUUCUUUUAUUUUUUCAAGCCGGGCUGCCUGGCUGCACACCCAGAUGUCACUCACCUGCACUUAGUCUCAACUCCAAAGAGCUGGAUGGGCAAGGAGGGGACUGGAUGCAAGGUCCUGGUGACAAAACUGUCUGUAAGAACCACAGAACAGACUCCUAGGAACAGGCCUUGACUUUCAUUGGGGACCUCUGGAGAACCCAUUUCCUCUGAGCCUCCCCAAGGUGCCAGCCAGGCCUCAGUAGUUGGCUGUUUGCCACAUCUCUAUGCUAACACUCUGUGUUGGGAGCUGUGGACCUGGCUUGUCUUUUGUGGGCCACUUUUAGCCUGGAAGCUCUGAUUCCCCACGACCUUGAGUUACAGCUUGAUGCUGUCACAUGCCUUUAUCCACCAGGGCCACGCCUUUUGCUUGUUUCUCGGUGAUUUCACCCAUUGCCCGUGCUGGGGGCUUGGGGAGCACGGGAACUGUGUGUGUCUUUCCCCAAGCCGCUCUGUGACUGCCUGCAUGAGAGAGCCACUGCCCUCCAUCACCGUGCCCCACCCCGUUCCCGUGGACUUGGAAGCCACUGCCCCUCCAUCACCGUGCCCCACCCCGUUCCCGUGGACUUGGAAGCCACUGCCCCUCCAUCACCGUGCCCCACCCCGUUCCCGUGGACUUGGAAGCCACUGCCCCUCCAUCACCGUGCCCCACCCCGUUCCCGUGGACUUGGAGACAUAGCAUUGGUUUGUCUGGUUCACCUGUCACCAUGGUGUGUGCUCGAAGGGAAUAGCGGGGACAUCACCAUCAUCCUCCUUAGGAAGCAUGCAUGGUGCGUGCUUGUCUGUCACCCUGCCUGAGCUAUGUGAGACCCUGUCUUAAGACAGAAGGUGCACAUGCUUGGAGUCUGAUUCUCCCCAGGUGGAGAAGCCUGAACAAACAGCCUUAGCAAGGUAGAGAGCCAGAGGCAGUUGUCAGGCAAGGCCCGGCUUCCAGGAGCCAGUCACUGGCCUUUCAGGUUCUCAGUGAGCUGGGGCAGGAGGGACAUGGCCCUGUGACUCCCCGACGUUUGUGGCCUCGUUUUCAACACCCCACAGCCAGGAGUGUGCAUGUAGCUGUGUUAGCAUGACUCGGUUCAUUGCCAAGUUCUUUGAUGGGGUGAUGGGGCCCCAGCCAGGGGUUAGGUGCCUGCGUGUUCUGGAUGGGCUCACUCUUCCCCCACCCUGGGCCUAGAGGCUCGGUGGCAGUGGUACCCCUGAGGGUAGUCUUUGUUUUCUAGAUGUCAGUUAUCUUGCCUAGUAUUGCCAAGCUAUCCUGAGUCAGGGCUGUGGGGGCCCCCAGCUGGUGACGUGACAUACUGACCCAUUGAACUUUGUUGGGAGCAGCUAUCCUGGAAUCCCCACAACAUGUACAUAGACCUCUGCCCACAUCCAUGCUUUCUCAGGACAGGUUUGGACACCUGGCCUUUCCCCGCAGACCUCAGCCAUGUGCCAUCUUCAGCCGAGCCUCAACCAUGAGGCGGUCUGACCCAUGUCUCCAUUUCAGAACAAAGUGGAGCACUAUGCUCAGAUGCCUCAAUUUACCUCACUGUUUCAGCCCCUGGGGCAGUGGUUGUCCACGCACAGGCCUCCAGACGGAGGAGGCAGCUGCACCCAGCCCAUUUCUGUGUCCCCUCCAGCGACAGGUCCUGUCGAUGUUCCUUCUUUGUGCCGUUCAAUGCCAGGGAGGGCUCUCAAGUUCAUUGCAUACUUAGCCUGCCCUUUAGCUCUUUGAAAGACACUUGCAGGGGCCCUAGCGAGACCCACACGCCACCCCCAGCAUGCCAGGAUGGCUGGCAGCUGUCACAGUGGGCCUGGUGCAGGACAAGAACAGGCAGAAGGUACGGAGGCAGCCGCCUGUGCCAGUGCUGACCACUGUGGUCAUGGAAUUGGUUCACGGCAUCUUGGGUUUUCUGUUUUUCCUUAGAAAGUUUCUGUGCCCAAUAGAGCUGCAGGUGAAGAGGGCUGGUGGGAUCAGGGUCCUGGUGGAACUGCGGCACAGGUGUGGAUCGGUCGGGUCAGAUUGUAUUUGUGCCCUAGGCCCUGCCUGUUGUCCCUCAAGAGGUGUCCAGGUGAGGGCAUCAUGGGGCAGAGUCUGUGUGUGGUCCGAACAGCUGGAGGGAGACAUGGCCUUUUCCAGACCCCAAGGCCUGCCUCAAGUGUGGUGGUUCCUGGUCCUUUUUAUACCCUUUCUCCUUGUCCCCUGGGGUCCCUACUUCCUUCAGGAAUCUCCUGGUGGAUGACUUGGAGCCCCUGACCACUGCUGUCUCAGGCAUGGCCCUCGGUGUGGCACAAAUGCUCACCACCCCAUCGGUCAUAGCUGUGCCUCCCCAUUGGGGCAGAAGGUGGAGGGACCUGUGCCCUCUCAAGCCUGGGUGCUGGGGUACUCCCAACGGCAAGGGGUCCCCUGAACCUCAGUUUCCCUUCCAUUGCUUUUUCCAACUUGUUGGGGUCAGGGGCCCAACUCUCUGGGCAGGGUGGGGACAGCGGCACCUUCUGGACUCAGCCUUUCCCUGGGGCUGGAGAUCCGUCACAUGUAGUAGGGGCUCACCCCAUCUCUUGGGGCUCUAGAAUCCCAGGGUGACCAAGGUCCAACUGAUCACAUGGGGGACAUGAGGCCAGCUUUGGUUCUCAGGCUCUCACCCCAUAGUAGGAAACAGAAUGCCAUGGGCUGGGCAGCCCCUCUGAUAUAUGCAAAUGGCUGGUCCCACCCCCCUCCCUGUGCCCACGCUGGCUCCGCCCCCAGCAUGCGCACUCUGCCGCUGUGGAUGUCUGUGAACUACACACAUGGACACUGCAGUUGGGGGUCAGGUUGCUCAGGGCACGCACGGCUGCCCACCCCACCUUCUGGCGCAGACGCUUCUUUGUAUUUUUGCGCCCUUUGUAAUGAAAUGUAAUAAAAACCCAAUGUUUUCGUC
Molecule: messenger RNA, 5791 nt
Organism: Chionomys nivalis (European snow vole)
Lineage: Eukaryota; Metazoa; Chordata; Mammalia; Rodentia; Cricetidae
Gene: Crtc1
Product: CREB regulated transcription coactivator 1
Exons: 14
Coding region: 38-1927 (629 amino acids)
Biological process (GO): positive regulation of transcription by RNA polymerase II; protein homotetramerization
Cellular component (GO): nucleus; cytoplasm
Molecular function (GO): cAMP response element binding protein binding
Source: RefSeq, a predicted model, not a curated record